Messenger RNA from Coprinopsis cinerea okayama7#130, 1926 nucleotides. Its product is annotated as EstA protein. NCBI's taxonomy places the organism in Eukaryota, Fungi, Basidiomycota, Agaricomycetes, Agaricales, Psathyrellaceae. The transcript has 5 exons. The record is from RefSeq and is a predicted model, not a curated record. The coding region runs from base 1 to 1926 and encodes 641 amino acids.
AUGUCUGACUUACAACAUUCAUCCCUCGAGCUCCGAUCGGUCAAGCGUCGUCAUAAGGCCUUGAACACCACUUUCGUCGGCAUUGAGCAUCCGCUCUCAACGCCUGAAGCUCCCGUACACCAGUUCCUCGGAAUCAAAUACGCUUCUAUCCCUGCACGUUUCCGCCAGUCGAUACUUCACACCACGUAUCCACCACUCACUGACGCCUCAAAACACGGUCCAAUAUGUCCGCAAGCAGCCAACUGCAAACCAGCAGAGGAAUUACUCUUCGGCGUCGCUGACAGCGAGCUCCCUUCGCAGACGCUGAAGCACGACGAAUUCGAAUGCCUCAAUCUCAAUAUCACAUGCCCCGCCGGGCUGACUGCAAACUCGAGAGUACCCGUCAUGCUCUGGAUUCAUGGAGGCGCUGGUUCUAGCUGGGUUUACGAUGGCAUCCACCUCGUUCAGAAAGGCAUGGAGGUUGGCAAACUCGUCAUUGUGGUCACUUUCAAUUACCGGAUAGGACUUUUGGGUUUCGCUGCAAGUCCCAUGCUUCAGGAAGACAACAAGCUCUCCGGUGACGAAGGAACCGGGAACUACGGCCUGCGCGACCAACAGAGAUGCCUCGAGUGGCUUCAUCGCCAUAUUGGCGAGUUCGGCGGCGAUCCAACCAAUAUUACCCUCUUCGGUGCAUCCUCGGGCGCUGCUGACAUCAUCUGCCACCUUCUCUCAAAGGCCAACGAGACCAAGCCGAGUUUUGCCCGUGCUAUAGUUCAAAGUGCAGUCUUCGAGCCGACUGUUCCCGACGUGAACUCUGCAGGAUGGCAACUAUCACGCCUCAUGUCAUCUCUUCAAGUCACCGAUAUGGAAUCUUUGAGAGCACUGAAGGUAGAGAAGCUGUGCGGACUCGGACAGUGCCUUCGCGCUGUCGAUGAUGGUGUCUUCUUCCGAGAUGGAUGGAAGAGCUAUUUCUCGCAUUCACAUUCUCAUGAUGACGGCGAGAGGAGGAGCCAUCGAAGCACGAACAAGAAACAAACCCCACAUAUACCCAAAGAAAGCUUCCUCCGAGCUGUCUCCCCGACCCGCCUCUCCCCGAACCUCCUCACCGUACCUAGCAGAAGCAGAAGUCGAAGUCGAACCCGAAGUCUCACUCGACGGGAUCGGAGUAGGUCGAGGACGCCGGUUCGCGAACUGGUACAGCCGCUCAUCAUCGGUGACUGCUCCACGGAUUCUUUGCUGUGGUCGCUGCCAAUAUCCCUCUGGACUUCUGCUGCCGUCGUCAGACGUCUCAAGGCCAUCUGCCUUUCCCUCGCAAAGGCGAACACCAUCGCACGCGCGUACGAUAUCUCUUCCUAUACCCCUGAAGAAGAGAUUGCAGAACGAGUACUCGACCUUGUCAACGAUGCUCGAGUGGCUUGGCCGACGGAGUGCAUCUUCCAGAACGCGAAACGCGAACGCGGUGGGCGCGGUGUUUGGAGAUACGUGUUUGACCAGGAAGGUCCUGCGAGAGGCAUCCCCCACCAUGCAGCGGACAUCAUGUACCUCUUCGACACCGUUCCACUUCCCGAAUCCGUCCUCGCUUCCGCCCAGGAAGAUACCUUCUUCGACGGGCCGUUCGACGUCAGCGAUGACGAAGACGACCUGCAUUCACCCAUCGAUUUCAACGACGCAGACUGGGAGACCACGCCCGUCGACGAGUUUUCGUACACCCGCGUGAGGGACGCCAUGCAGGAGAGGUGGAUUGCCUUUGCGCAUGGGGAAGCUCCCUGGCGGGAAGACAGGGUCUUUGUUUUUGGACCUGAAGGCGAGACGGGCGAGCGCUCGGCGUCGAUCUUUGAGGGACGCAGGAGAAAGCAUGUGUGGAAAGAGGCCUUGGAGCCUCUUGGACACGCGCUCGUGCAAAAAAUCGGAGUCGAACUCAGCCGAGGACCGUGCGGCUCUCAGUGA